This is a messenger RNA of Diatraea saccharalis (sugarcane borer), 765 nucleotides long. Lineage: Eukaryota; Metazoa; Arthropoda; Insecta; Lepidoptera; Crambidae. The record is from the annotation of a GenBank genome assembly.
AUGACGUUCGCAAUCAGGAAUAAAUUAAAACUCCUGUGGCUUCACCUAUUUUGUAUAAAAACUUCUGUUCGCUCGAUCACAUCAUCACUUUUACUUGACAGCGAGAUUAAAUCGACAAACAUGUAUAAGUUGCUGGCUUUGUUCGUAGUCAUCGCUUGCGUUAUAGCUGCGGAAGCGCAACUAACUUUUACGUCUAGUUGGGGUGGUAAAAGGGCUGCCAUAGCUGGCACCGUGUCCUGCAGAAAUGAUGACGCUAUAGCUGCUAUAUAUAAAAUGAUUCAGACAAAUGUAGAUAGACAGAUGACGUUCGCAAUCAGGAAUAAAUUAAAACUCCUGUGGCUUCACCUAUUUUGUAUAAAAACUUCUGUUCGCUCGAUCACAUCAUCACUUUUACUUGACAGCGAGAUUAAAUCGACAAACAUGUAUAAGUUGCUGGCUUUGUUCGUAGUCAUCGCUUGCGUUAUAGCUGCGGAAGCGCAACUAACUUUUACGUCUAGUUGGGGUGGUAAAAGGGCUGCCAUAGCUGGCACCGUGUCCUGCAGAAAUGAUGACGCUAUAGCUGCUAUAUAUAAAAUGAUUCAGAAGUGCACAACACGCUCGAAGGGAAACAAAACCAACUUGAUUACACCCCAAAAGGGGACCACUACUCUGCCUGAGCAAGAUUGGACUCUUGUGGGAAGGAAGAGCGGAAAGGUGACACAGGAGGAAACUCCUACUGCCGCUGCUCAAGCUUCCCUAAAGAAGUCCAAGAGGAAGGAGAAGUAG